AUGGAAUGGCCUGUCAAGAUUCCAUAUUUUGCUUCUGAUUUACCCGUUCCCCUCCCAAGCAACUCGGAAAUCGAGGAAGCAGCAGUGUUUGUGGAUCAUAAUGGUUAUAAGGUCGCCAGAGUGGGAAAUUAUGUUGUGAAAUUUGGCGAUAGCCUUCAGCUUGAUCUCGUCGAAGGGGAAAACAUGGUUUACCUACGAUUCGCAACUAAAACUAAAAUUCCGAAAAUCUAUGCCCUUUAUAACGUGCCAGAAGCCUCCAUGAACUAUAUUGUUAUGGAGUAUAUCGAGGGGGAUACCCUAGAUACUCAAUGGAAAUCACUAUCCAAUCGAGAAAAGGAGGACAUAGCUUUAACCCUUAAACAAUAUUUUGUAGAGCUACGCAACCUUCCCUCGCCAGGUUACUUCGGCUCCUUAGGUAGACGCCGUAUGCCAGGUGGAAUGUUUUGGACCCCAGAGCCAAACCCUGCAAUAAAUGGGCCAUUCGAAAACGAGGCCGACCUGAAUGAGGCAUUGGCACUCAAGUAUAUCGCUGAAUCGGAGUAUCGAUCAGCAUAUAGGGCAGACUUUUACCGCCGCUCCUUAUCGAGUGUAUUUCGAGGGCACGAAUCGAAAUUCACACAUGGGGACUUUCAACGAAAAAAUGUCAUCAUUCGACCUUAUAACUCUUCCAACGACGGUACCAGUUCUAGAGAUGAGAAGAAGUAUGAGGUCACACUCAUUGACUGGGAAACAUCGGGUUGGUACCCAAGCUACUGGGAGUAUUCUAUGGCAGCAUUGUCUACACGAUGGGACGACGAUUGGGGUGGCUGGUUGGGGCAGUUUGAUAUGGCGUUGGAAUAUAAAUGGGUGCGAAAACCCAUGAACAUCACGUGCUUUCGCGUUUACUGGCCGGAACGCGAAAGUCUACUCCUAUGCCAAAGAGUGAUGGUUACGAUCCUGUCAGAUUCUGACGAACCCACUCGUCCGAAUCCAGACUCUUCAGCCUUCUCUGAGAGCCCACGACCAGCAAAACGACGACGUCUAUACAAACCUCCGCCCUCUUCCCGUACAGAUAUAGAAAGUGACAGCCAGGCUGAAGAGGGAGAAGAAGAAGAGCCGGGGGAGGACAGCGUUGAUGAUGACGACGGAAUUGAUAUUGGACCCGAAGGCGAAUCAGAGGAGGACUCGGAGGAAGAAUCAGAGGCAGAAUCAGAGGAUGGACUACCACUCCGGAAAGCUCGUCCCAAUAUAGGGAAAAGGGAGUCGACUAAACAGUCCGCGAACGCCCUUAUAUACCAACCCAAAUACUAUACAAAUCAGGAACCGGUAUUUGUGACGCAAUUGACUCAGCCCUCGUCAAGCCCUUCCAGGAUCCGUGGUCCACGGUGGAAGAAGCCCGCCCCUCAACUAUUUCAACCCGAACCACCAGACCCAGACCCGACGCCUUCUCCUGCUAUCUCAUUCUCUCCGGUCUCUCCCCCUCAGGCGGUACCAGCCGAAAAUGCAAAUGACCAACAGGAAACCGAAGGCUCAGAUGAGGACUUUAAGGCAGCCAUCCGUGCCUCUCUUAAAUCAUUGCGGGAAGAGACAUCGGUGCAGAAGACAAAAGUAACCAAUCGCAUUAUCGAUAACCCCCGGCCAAAGCAGGAUCUCGCUCUUUCUCCACCGCCCGCAAUAAACGGUAAUCCAGAUUUGAGAGUGUUAGGCUUAGACUUCGACCCGGAUGACAUACCUGAUGUGUUCGAUUCGUCUCCCCUAUCUUCACCUCGCCAGGCACCUAGAAAUGGGACCAUUCUAAUUACGUCCCAACUGGCCCCUCAAACCUCACAAUGGCGACAAUCGAGCUCACAACAGCAGAGUUUUCGGCAAACUACAUUAUUUGGCGGCAUUGCAAGCAACCAGUCUCAAUCCCAGUUGGCUUCCCGAGCCUGGCCCCUUGCAAGCCAAAACGAGCCUCCGACACAUCACUCUCUCAACUCUGAAGCUUUGAAAACGUGGACUUUCCCUAUGAAUUUGGGGACAAAACGUGACUACCAAUAUAACAUUUCUCAGCGUGGUCUCUUUCAUAAUCUUCUUGUUGCCCUACCAACUGGUUUGGGGAAGACGUUCAUCGCCGCAACGGUUAUGCUAAACUGGUUCAGAUGGACAAAAGACGCUCAGAUUGUAUUCGUUGCUCCAACAAGGCCGUUAGUCUCACAGCAAGUUGAUGCGUGUUUUAAUAUCGUUGGAAUUCCUCGUUCCCAAACCACAAUGCUUACAGGCAAUGUCGCGCCGGGCCUACGAGCGGUGGAAUGGCAGACAAAACGGGUAUUUUUCAUGACGCCUCAGACUCUCAUUAAUGACCUGAAGAGCGGCAUUGCUGAUCCGAAGCGAAUUGUGCUUCUAGUCGUUGACGAGGCCCAUCGUGCGACAGGUGCAUAUGUAUAUGUUGAGGUCGUCAAGUUCAUACAGCGAUUUAAUACUAGCUUCAGAGUCCUGGCACUAACCGCGACCCCCGGGUCAACCGUGGAAACUGUCCAAGAAGUAAUCGACGGCUUGAAUAUUUCAAGAGUUGAGAUACGUACUGAAGAAUCGCUUGACAUCCGAGGAUAUGUCCAUGCCAAAAAUGUGGAAACCAUAACCUUUUCUAACUCGGAAGAUAUGAGAGUAUGCAUGGAGCAAUUCUCAAAAGCACUAAAACCUGUUGUUGAGAAGCUUCGUAACCUCAACGCCUAUUGGGGGGAUGACCCAAUGUCUCUCACUCCAUUUGGAUUAACUGAAGCUAGGAAAAAAUGGAUGAUGUCUCCUGCUGGCAGAAACGCUAACUGGGGUCUAAAGGGGAUGGUCAAUAGCAUAUUCACAGUCCUUGCUAGCCUUGCCCAUGCUACUGAACUUCUGAAAUACCACGGCCUUGGGCCCUUUUACCGUAACUUGGUAUCCUUUCGUGACGGUUCUGCGGAUGGAGGUCAGGGAAAGGGAGGAAAAUACGGUCGUCAGAUCUUGGACGAUGGGAGUUUCAAAUCCAUGAUGACCACUUUACGAGCGAAGAUGACCGAUGAGGAUUUUAUUGGCCAUCCUAAAUUGGAAUAUCUCAAACAGGUCAUUCUGAACCAUUUUCUGGACGCGGACGCCAAUAACGAAGGAGGUUCCCCUUCCAAGACACGGGUGAUGGUUUUUAGCCAUUUCCGUGACAGUGCAGAGGAAAUUGUCAGAGUGCUUAAAAAACACGCCCCAAUAGUUCUGCCGCAUGUUUUCGUAGGUCAGGCAAGCGCCAAAGGCUCUGAUGGCAUGGACCAGAAGAAGCAGUUAGAAGUCAUCAAGAGUUUCAAGGAGGGGACAUACAAUACGAUCGUUGCGACUUCUAUUGGAGAGGAAGGUCUUGAUAUUGGAGAAGUCGAUCUCAUUAUAUGCUACGAUUCGUCAGCUUCGCCUAUUCGCAUGUUGCAGAGGAUGGGGAGAACGGGGAGAAAGCGCACAGGCAAAGUUGUUCUCUUGUUGAUGGAGGGCAAGGAAGAAGACAAGUAUAUCCGAGCAAAGGACAACUAUGAAAAGAUGCAACAGAUAAUUGCUUCAGGAACCCGAUUCACUUUUCAUGAGGACAAAUCUCCUCGGAUUAUACCCCGUGAGAUACAGCCAUGCGUUGAUGAAAGGCGCAUUGAGAUCCCAAUAGAAAACACUCAAGCCGAGCUGCCUGUCCCAACAAAGCGUGGUCGCGCUCCCAAGCGGCCUCCGAAGAAAUUCCAUAUGCCCGACGGUGUGGAAACAGGGUUUACAAAUGCAUUGACAAUGACAGGCGCCAGUAAGAAGCGUCCGAAACCAAGAGACUCGCCUGAAUAUCGAGAACCGAGCCCGGAACUUGCAGAACUCCCGCCAUUGAGUGAGGUGACCCUUACCCCCAGUCAAACGCUCGAGUUGAGACGAAACUUCCAAACCGUUGCUGGAACAUCACCACAGAUUAUGCGUUACCCCCGACUUGACGUUUACCCUGUCCUACAGAGAUUUUGCAGACCGACAGUGAAUGUGCCUCAUACAACAUUAACGCGCAGACUGGCUAAGGCAGUCCGUGAAAUGUCAGAAUAUGGCCCCGAUUGUGACGAAAAGUACGAGCCUUAUUUACCACUCGAUGUCGAAGAAUGGGAGCCGGAUGAAGAGGUGCCGUCUCCCAUUUCUGAAGUUGACGAACAUGAUCCUUUUUCCGAUGCAUUUGGCACCGGUCCUGCCGCCAACUCUCUCAAUCAACGCCAGAAUGAGCGUCAAGAUACUCUACCUCAGCCGGGAUUUUCGUCAUUGAUGUGCACCCAGCCAUCAGGGUCAUUCGGCCUUAAUAACGACAACGUAUUCCCAUCCCAGGGUAACCUCGACGAUGAUUUCCCGGACAUUGAUCAAUUAUUUGCAGAGUCAUUUGCCGGGAAUGAUCCUCUGGCUCGAAAAAAUGCAGCUGAGACUGAGAAGGACGCCAGAGAUGGUAUUGGAGACGCCAACGACGAUGACCUCGCACACAUGCUUGGUGACGAUAGCGAUUUUUCUAACCCUUUGGUGUUUCUGGUGGCCGUUAUAAAGUAUGGCUCCAGAGUGGUCGUUGAUAGAUACAUUGCGGACACGCAGACUAAGAGUUCCUACCACGCACCUCAUUCCGCUUCUUACUUCUCAUUUUACAACGAGGCCAUGGCGGAUACACAGUUUGACAGCGCCUUAGAUCUUCUCCGCCGACUCUCUCCACGAAACACAAAGGAGAAUCUACAGAAUAUCACCACUCUCGUUCCCGAGCUGACAGAAGACCUUCUCGCAUCGGUUGACCAACCACUUGAAGUCCGACGAUGCCCUCGUUCUAAACGCGACUACUUGCUUUGCGACUACAACCGUGAUGGAGACAGCUACCGAAGCCCAUGGAGUAAUGAAUUUGACCCACCAAUUGAAGAUGGAACAGUACCCAGUGAGCGAGUGAGGAAGCUAGAGGUUGAGGCAAACAGAGCGUUUGAUACCUAUCGAGACCUUUAUUAUGAUGGCGGAGUUGGGAGUGUUUAUUUCUGGGACCUGGAGGACGGGUUUGCGGGAGUCGUACUGUUGAAGAAAGGAAUUACCCCCGGAUCAAAGAACUCAGGUGCCUGGGAUAGUAUCCAUGUUUUCGAAGCUACAGACCGUGGUCGAACAUGCCAUUAUAGGCUCACUAGCACCGUGAUCCUCCACCUAUCUACCAGCUCGGAUUCACUUGGUGAAAUGGACCUGAGCGGUAAUAUGACGAGACAGAUUGAGUCUGAUAUGGCUGUGAACGGGGAUGUAAGCCAUGUUUGGAACGUCGGACGAUUGGUAGAGGAUAUGGAAUUUAAGAUGCGGAAUUUACUUCAGGAGGUCUAUUUCGGAAAAGCGAAAGACGUCGUGUCUGAGCUAAGAAGUCUACAACCACUCUCGGAAACAAACGAAGAGAAGUCCGCUCAUCGCAAUGUGAUCAACGCUAUGAUGAAAUAG
This is a messenger RNA of Arthroderma uncinatum, 5424 nucleotides long. RefSeq names its product ATP-dependent DNA helicase. The coding region runs from base 1 to 5424 and encodes 1807 amino acids. Gene Ontology annotation, biological process: double-strand break repair via synthesis-dependent strand annealing; actin cytoskeleton organization; interstrand cross-link repair. The transcript is spliced from 9 exons. Gene Ontology annotation, cellular component: cytoplasm; F-actin capping protein complex. The record is from RefSeq and is a predicted model, not a curated record. Lineage: Eukaryota; Fungi; Ascomycota; Eurotiomycetes; Onygenales; Arthrodermataceae. Gene Ontology annotation, molecular function: four-way junction helicase activity; 3'-5' DNA helicase activity; four-way junction DNA binding.